CUUCCCCCAGUCCCCGCCGCCCGGCCGCGCGGCUCACGUGACCGGCCCCAGGGGAGGGGAAGGGUGAACGAAGCGUGAAGGGGCGGGGCACUGGAAGACGCGGUAUGCAUCAUCAAGAUGCGCCGGGCGAGUUGCGGCGCCUGGUGUCUCAGGGAGGCUGAAGGUUCGGAGAUUCAGUAACAUGGCGGAGGCCGCGGCAGUUGUGUGGAUUCGCGGCCCCGGCUUUGGGUGCAAGGCGGUACGGUGUGCCUCGGCUCGGUCCACCGUCUGGGAUUUUAUCCACCGGCACUGCCAAGAUCAGGAUGUUCCAGUGGAAUACUUCUUUGUGAAAUGCAAUGGAUCACUCAUUAACACCAGUGACACAGUGCAGCAUGGAGCCGUGUAUAGCUUGGAACCCAGACUUUUCGGUGGAAAAGGAGGUUUUGGAUCUAUGCUCCGAGCACUUGGUGCUCAAAUUGAGAAGACAACCAAUCGAGAAGCUUGCCGGGAUCUCAGUGGAAGGAGACUACGCGAUGUCAAUCAUGAAAAAGCAAUGGCUGAAUGGGUAAAACAACAAGCUGAGCGAGAGGCUGAAAAGGAGCAGAGGCGGCUGGAGCGACUGCAACGGAAGCUUGUAGAACCCAAACACUGCUUUACCAGCCCUGACUACCAGCAGCAGUGCCAUGAGAUGGCUGAGCGUCUGGAGGAUUCCGUCCUCAAAGGUAUGCAGGCUGCCUCCAGCAAGAUGGUUUCAGCAGAAGUCAGUGAGAGUCGGAAACGGCAAAGGCCUACCAGAUCUAAAACAGACAGAGGAGCCGGCAUGGGGAAGAAGAGAUGCUUCUGGUUGGGCAUGGAGGGACUAGAGACUGUAGAAGGGUCCAGCUCAGAGAGCUCAGAUGAUGACAGUGAAGAAGCACUGAGCACUUCAAGAAUCAGUUUCCAUGCUCCCAAACAUGGCAGCGAUGGUGUGAAGAUGACAGCCAAAUUUCCCAGUAGUUCUCAGAGGGCAAGAGUAGUGAAUACUGACCCUGACUCACCAGAACAACUGCAGAUCGCAGUGACUGACUCUGGGCGGCAUAUUUCAAAAGACUCAUGUGCUGAGCUGGGGGAGUCCAAAGAGCACAUGGAAAGCAGGAUGGUGACAGAAACAGAAGAGACCCAGGAGAAUAAGGCAGAGAGUAAAGAAUCCAUAGAAGAGGAAUCCACUGGGGCUGGACUGAAUAAGGAGAAAGAGACAAAAGAAGGGACUGAUGAGGAAAGAGUUGCUGAGGUAGCACUUGAAGUUAAGGAAAACAUUGCCGUUGCCAAACUGCAGGAGAGCCAGCCCGGAGACACAGUUAUUGGUAAGGAAACUAUAGAUUUAUUGGCGUACAACUCUGUUGCAGAACUGGAGUUGCUGGGUUUGGAGAAGCUCAAGUGUGAACUGAUGUCCCUCGGACUGAAAUGUGGGGGCACUUUACAGGAGCGGGCAGCAAGACUCUUCUCUGUCAGAGGACUGGCAAAGGAGCAAAUUGACCCGGCUUUAUUUGCCAAGCCUUCGAAAGGGAAGAAGAAAUGAAUGUCAUCAGAGCUGAUUCCUGUUUCUCUAUAGUGUCUAGCAUUUAUAACCUGUAUAAUGUGGACUCUUGACGAGUAUUCCUGUUGAUACUAAAAACUAACUUUUUAGUAACCCAAUUCUAACUAUCCCCUUUUUCCUUGUUAGGUCUGUAGAAUUAAUGUCUGAAACCAUCUGGGCCUUACAUUUUCUUUGUAUGGUUUUCUGUAAUGUAUUUAAUAAAUAUAGGGCUAUUCAGAUUUUUUGGUUUGAUCUUGUGUCAUUUAGGUAAUGAAUCUAUCCAAGGAAUCUAUCCAUUUGACCCAGGUUAUGAAAUUUGUAGAAAUAAAGUUAAAUUGAAAAGAAAUAAAAUUUCUUUUCUUCAUUAUAUUCUUUCUUCUACUUAGCUUGGGUUUCUUUUGAUCUUUUUUCUUUAGUUCCUUAAGAUAAGCCUUAGGUCAUUGAUCUUGGACAUUAUGUAAAAUAUAUAUUUAAAGCUAUAAAUUUUCCUUUAAGCAUUACUUUAGUUGCAUCUUUACAAUUUUAUUAUAUUGCAUUUAAAUUAUUCAGUUCUAAUUAUUUUCUUUUUUUUUUUUUUUCUCUGAGACGGAAUUUUGCUUUUGUCGCCCAGGCUGGAGUGCAACGGUACAAUCUUGGCCCUAUGCAGCCUCUGCCUCCUGGGUUCAAGUGAUUCUCCUGCCUCAGCCUCCUGAGUAGCUGGCACUAGAGGCACCGGCCACCAUGCCUGGCUAAUUUUUCUAUUUUUAGUAGAGAUGGGGUUUCACCACAUUGGCCAGGCUGGUCUCAAACUCCUGACCUCAGGUAAUCCACCCGCCUCUGCCUCCCAAAGUGCUGGGAUUACAGGCAUGAGCCACCACACCCAGCCUCUAAUUAUUUUCUCAUUUCCUCCAUGAAUUCUUCUUUGAUCCACGGAUUAUCAGAAGUAGACUAAUUAGCAAAUAAUUUGGUUUUUUUCCUCUUAGUAUCUUGUUGCUAAUUUCUGCUUUAAUUCCAAUGAGGUCAGUAUCCUCUUUAUGAUUUUAGUCCUUUAGUUUUAUUGAGACUUGUUUUAUGAUGAAUGUUGUCUGUCAUGAUGAAUGUACCACACACAGUUUAAAAGAAUGUGUAUUUUAGGCCAUGUGUGGUGGCUCAUGCCUGUAAUCCAGUAUUUUGGGAGGCUGAGGUGGGAGGAUCAUUUCAAGACCAGCCUGGACAACACAUAGCGCGACCACACCUCUAAAAAUAGGAAUAUGUAAUGUGAAUUGUUGGGUGAAUAUGUUCUGUGAUACGGAUUAGAUUAAGUGGUUGAUAGUAUGGUUCAGAUCUUCUACAUCUUUACUGAUUUGUUUAGCAGGUGCUGAGAAAGGAUGUUAAAAUUUUCAAUUAUGAUUGUGGGAUUGUCCGUUUUUUUCUUUAAUUCUGCCAGUUUUUACUUCAUUUUUUGAAGCUCUAAUAACUUCUGUCUUCCCAAUGUAUUGACCAUUUUAUCAUUAUGAAAUUUCCCUCUGGCACGCAGCCUUCUUAAGCCUGGUGUUUGCACAGUACACCUCUUUCUGUUCAUUUACUUGGCACUUCUGUGUCUAAAGUAGUUUCUUUAAAUAACGUAUACUUGAGUCUUGCAUUUGAUAUAUUCUGUCUCUACCUUUUAAUAAGUGUUAACAUUAAAUUGUUUGUAAUAUUUUACAUGUUUUCGCUUUAGCUUAGGAGAUUCUUUAGCUAUACUGUUUUUAUAAUUGUUUUAAGUUGGAUGCUCUAGGAAUUACAGUAUGCAUUCUUAAUUUUUCAGUCUACCUGGAGUUGAUGUGCCACUUCACAUAAAAUGUAGAAAUCUUGUAACUGUGUACCUCCAUUUACCAUCCCUGCUUUUUAUGCUGUAAUUGUCAUACCUAUUAAAUCUACAUACGUUGUAAGCCCUGUCAUAAUUUCUGCUUUAAAUAAUAUGUAUUUUAAAGAAAUUAAGAGGAAAAAUAAAAUCUUUUCUAUUUAUUCA
Messenger RNA from Callithrix jacchus (white-tufted-ear marmoset), 3503 nucleotides. It is a transcript of the gene SDE2, whose product is annotated as spliceosome associated SDE2. Lineage: Eukaryota; Metazoa; Chordata; Mammalia; Primates; Cebidae. Gene Ontology annotation, cellular component: nucleus. The record is from RefSeq and is a predicted model, not a curated record.